This is a messenger RNA of Amyelois transitella, 885 nucleotides long. RefSeq lists its product as uncharacterized. The transcript is spliced from 5 exons. The record is from RefSeq and is a predicted model, not a curated record. NCBI's taxonomy places the organism in Eukaryota, Metazoa, Arthropoda, Insecta, Lepidoptera, Pyralidae. The coding region runs from base 391 to 885 and encodes 164 amino acids.
UACUUGAGUGAUACUUGAAAGUUUUCGAUAACUUUAAAUUCGUCCCUAAGUCAUAAAUAAUGUUUUUAAUAUGUAGAGCCGUUCUGCAACCACUUGAAAUAUCCCUUUUUUUACUUGUCACGGCUUUUUAAGUCGACGCGCCUUACCUCACAACAGUUUUAGAAGUUUGCCGGAUCGCAGUGAUUUUUAAUAUUCUUAACUUUUGAGGCUAUUAUUUAUUUUACAAGAAAACUAUAUUAUGUCUACUGGGUGGACCUGAAGGGCAAAAUAAAACGUAAAAAUAGAACAAUUCGAGAGAGCAGCAGCAGGACAGGAGGGGGCCCGCCAAGUGGGGAAGAGCUAACAGAAAUAGAUAUAAAAUUUUUAAGUAUCCUCGGUGAGGAUUAUGGCAUGGGUCUACCAGCGGUGCAGGUGAACCCAUUGCAGGAUGAUAUGAGACCUGAAGCUAGCCCCUCUGGCAUUCGAGGUAUUGAAGUCGAAUCCAUUGCAGAAGAAUGGUUAGAACUUCCUUCUAGUGUAUCUCAAACUGUUAGUUCUAUCGAGGCAGAUUCUCUACCUGCAGCUGUAGAAAUUACUACUGCAUCAUCAGAUCCUUCACAAACCCAUGCAGCAGCUGUCUCUGAUGAGGCUGUCGGCGUCGAAGUACCUAGUGUGGUACAGGCUGAAGCCCCGCCACAACCUAGGCGACGGCGCCGACGUGCUCAUUUAACAGCCGCAGAAGCAAGGGUGCAAAUAGUUGAAGCUGCACAACAGAGGGCUGCUACUGAAGCUGCAAGUAGUUUAAUACUUCAAGAAGCUAUUUGUCUCUUUCGUGAAAUAGUGGCUAUAAUUAGAAGAAGGUACGGCAAAGAGCCCAGAGACGUGCCACAAGAUCCCGCCGUGUAG